AUGGCUGACCCCUCUCCGCACAGGCAGGGACUCGCCGCCGCCGCCAACACUGCGAGCCCGAACACGGCCGCGUCCCCUGCGUCCACUGUUCGCCCCGUCAGGCCACCCGUGUCGCCGCUCGGAAUCGGGCCCAUUUCACCGGCCCGGGUUGGCCUGGGACGACCCUCGGCGACAAACACCGACUUUAGGCUAGGUGGUACAAGCCCCACCACGCCGCUGUCACCGCCAGUAGGAACACCCACCGGCAUCUUCGUGCCGGGGCACGGUCGCGCUGGGUCGAUCUCGAGCAUCGACGACUCGGAAUACGACUAUGAGUCACACGCCACUCCUCGCACCACCAGCUAUUUCCCCCCUCAGCAUGAACCGUCGCGUCGUGUCAGUGAGAUGCGCGGGACCGGCACUCCACAGGGACCAAUGUCCCCUCCGUCUCUGAACCCGGCCACCGCUGGGUCCGGCGGGCUUGGUCGCUCGGCGCGCCCACGGAUGCAGCAUCUCAAGGACGGUGAGCGCACGGCUCCCGUGUCCCGCUCGGCGUCGCGUGUGCGUCUCCCUGGGCCACACCAGCCUCAGCCAACAAUCAAAGACAAGGACCUCGAGGACGAUGAAGUCCAGGUCAUCGACCGUGGAGAGGACCUCAUCCGCCGUCGUAUCAAGGAGCGCAAGCGAGCCAAGCGUGAGCGUGAGCGUCGGCUUGCUGCUGCCGAGUUUGCCGAGUCGGAGAUGGAUGAGCCCGGGGCUGUCACUACGGUGACGGCGGCCAACACCAGCGCACCCUCGUCUGCUGGCGCCGAUGCGUUCACCAUCCCGUUCCGUGCAGCAGCCUUGAGCCCCGUGCGGGCGCCACACGGACAACGUGCUGCGUCUCGCCAGAGGGCCGCAAGCUCGUCCCGCCGCUCGUCCAGCGGCUACACGCGGUCGGGCAGUGUCAGCGACAUUGACCGUGCCGAGUCUUUCCUGUCUGUGCCGACCGAAGAGAACACGGACGACUUGGGUGACGAGGAGGUUCCCGAGGAGGAGGAAGACGCGGACAUGUUGGUGCAUUCGGACGACACCGAUGAACAGCACGACGACGAUGAGGAUGAGGAUGGCAGCAACGAAGACGACGAGGGUGUGACCGUCAAGGAUCGCCAGGACGCCAUCAACCUCGAGCACCCCUUCGGUCUGCCCAUCUGGAAGCCUGCCCUGUACCGCAAGUCGCGUUCCGUUACGCGCAAUGCCGAGUCUGCCCUCCACUCGAUGCCCUCUGCCAGCGCCGAGCGUCACCUCCUUCCCGGCAACCUCCUCUGGACGCUGCUUUUCGGCUGGUGGCUCGCUCUGUCAUGCUUCUUUGUCGCGUUGAUCGUCAGCACUGCUGAGCUUGUGGCUGGUGGCCGUGGCGGCUAUGGCAAGACCCUCCGUGGCCUGGCUUGGUACCUCGGAUGGCCAUUCGGCAAGUAUGUGGAAGGUGAAGGUGCCCCCGACGAGCCCGAGAACGAUUUGGUCACCGACGAGGAGAACGCCAACACCAACGGCGGGGCCAACUAUGGUAGCAUCCCGACCAUUCCUCGUACGCUCACCGCUUCUACCUCGUCGUCCGGUACGGUCCGUGCCGUCGGUGUCCAGGGCCUCGUCGACCUGCCCGAUGAGCCCACGACUCCCCACGGUCCUUCUGGGCUCCGUCGCCCUGUCGGUGUGUCGUUUGCCGAGGGCGUCAAGCCCGCGUCCCCGUCCCCGACCCCUUCACCGACGGGCGAGACCGCUCCGCUUCUCAAGAGCAGCAGCGCGCCGCCCAUCGGUUUCCGCAAGCCCGUGAACAGCAGGGCCAAGUUUGUCGGUUCGCUCUUCUACUGGCCCGGCUUCCUCCUGAUUGUUGCCCCGGUCAUGAGCCUGGUCUGCAUCGUCUGCUGGUUCCUCGUCAUCACCAUCCCCAUGGCCAAGCUCACGUGGGAGCUCCUUGUGCUCCUGUACACCCGCCCUCUCGAGAUCAACUUCCGUUCCGCGCCCGAAAUCUCCAUCGCGACCUCGCCCGAGUCGUCGCCCGAGCUCAGCAACGGCGGCAGUAGCGAUGGUCUCAACACGUCUCCCAACGUCACCCUCAAGCGCCAGCGUCUCAAGGCCGGACAGGUGGCGCCGACCGCUGGCCCGACCUCGACGGUUUUGCUGUGCACAUACCGCGCCAUUGGCUGGCAGUACUACAAGUACACUGUCGGCGGUGUCAACAUCAUGUUCAUCAACCUCCUCCCGUUGGUCUUCUUUACGAUUCUCGACGGCAUGCUCCUCCUGCCUGCUGUGGAGAGGGCGCACCACGAGGGACGCCGUGUGGCUCCGAUUCUCGACGUGCUUGCGUCGCAGGCACUCAUCUUUGUGCUGGGCCUGGCGUCCGUCAUCCCCCUGUCGUACUUUAUCGGCAUGGCUGUCGCCUCGAUCUCGGCCCAGUCGUCCAUCGGCAUGGGUGCCGUCAUCAACGCGACCUUUGGUUCGAUCAUUGAAAUUGUGCUUUACAGCAUUGCGCUAACGCAGGGCAAGGGCCGUCUUGUUGAGGGUUCCAUUGUCGGCUCGAUUCUUGCCGGUGUGCUCCUCAUGCCUGGCAUGUCCAUGUGCUCGGGCGCGCUCAAGCGCAAGGAGCAAAAGUUCAACGCUAAGAGUGCCGGUGUCACCUCGACCAUGCUCAUCAUGGCCAUCAUUGGUACCCUGACUCCGACCAUGUUCUACCAGACGUACGGCACAUUCCAGAUCCACUGCGACGGCUGCCCCGAGCCCGGCGAGGUGAUCCACGACCCGAGCCAAUCGUGGAAGUGCAACUCGUGCUACUACGAGUACCCAGACCCGAUCACCGAUCCGUUCUACCAGAACCAGGUCAAGACGCUCAUGUACGCGUGUGCCGCCAUUCUCCUGCUGUCGUACCUCAUCGGUCUCUGGUUCUCGCUCCGCACCCACGCGUCGCAGAUCUGGCAGAACCCGCAGCAGGUCAUGGUCAAGGAGGAGCUCCCGGCUAUCCCACGCACCCUUGCGCGCAUCACCCCAGCCAACAUUAUGAACCCUAUCCUCCCCGUCCACAACAACCGCCCGGCCUCGGUCCGCGCUCAGUCACCCCACCCUGGUGCGCGUACGCCUACCCACUCGCGUCCGACCUCGCCGUACACCCAGCGCAAGGCUCUGCCCCUGGAGAGCGACAACUCGCCGCAUGCGUCGAUCCACGCAUCGCAGCAGCAGCAGCCCUACCCCUCCACGGGUUACACGCCGCUCCUUGAUUCGUACAACCCCAAGCCUGGCAACUCGCUCGAGCCCCUGCCCCUGCCCGCGCCGCUCACGCACGAAGAGUUCCGCCGUGCCGUGCACACGCUCACGGCCGUCGGUGCUCUCCAGGCGCAGCCCCAAAAGGUUAUCAAGCACGUCGAGGAGGAGGCCGAUGGCCACGGCGGGCACGAGGCGCCGAGCUGGACGCGUGGCAUGUCUGCUGCAGUCCUUCUGGGCUGCACGGUCCUGUACGCUGCCAUUGCGGAGAUUCUCGUGGACGUGGUCGACGUCGUCCUGAACGGCAGCGGCGUGGACGAAAAGUUCCUCGGUCUGACGCUGUUCGCGCUCGUCCCCAACACGACCGAGUUUAUGAACGCCAUGUCGUUUGCCAUGAACGGUAACAUUGCCCUGAGUAUGGAGAUUGGUUCCGCCUACGCGCUCCAGGUGUGCCUGCUGCAGAUCCCGGCCAUGGUCGCGUUCAGCGCGUUCUACGACCCCAGCCGCCUCGGCGACGCCGUGGACACGUUCACGCUCAUCUUCCCGCGCUGGGACGUCAUCGCCAUCAUCCUGUCCAUCUUCCUCCUCACAUACACGUACAUUGAGGCGCGCAGCAACUACCACCGCGGCUCCAUCCUUGUGCUUGCCUACUGCGUCCUUGUCAUGGGCUUCUACUACGCCCCGCCCAGGCAGGCGGACACGGAGUCGGGCGGCGUCGUCGUCGACGUCAAGAUGGCCGCACAGGUCGCGUCGGACAUGUCGUCCAGCAUGUACCUCCAGCUCACCAAGAUGUGGGCCGCGCCGUCCCAAGCGUAG
Apiotrichum porosum is the source of this 4029-nucleotide messenger RNA. RefSeq lists its product as uncharacterized. Gene Ontology annotation, molecular function: calcium:proton antiporter activity. Gene Ontology annotation, biological process: calcium ion transmembrane transport; intracellular calcium ion homeostasis. The transcript has 4 exons. Bases 1 to 4029 code for a protein of 1342 amino acids. The record is from RefSeq and is a predicted model, not a curated record. Gene Ontology annotation, cellular component: endomembrane system; membrane. Lineage: Eukaryota; Fungi; Basidiomycota; Tremellomycetes; Trichosporonales; Trichosporonaceae.